AUGUCAAGCCUUUUUGAGGAACACAUCAAAACGUUACAGGUUUGCCAGGCAUGCCAAGAAAGAUUGCCAGGUCGACGUCAUAUUAUUUCAUCCAAUCAAAUAAAUUGCACCAGUUUUUGCCACACAUGCUACGACGCAAAAACAGUGUGUCCUAAAUGCAAGGUGGCAGGGCAAGUCAGUUAUGUACCUUCAUUAAGAGCUUGUGAUGCAUGCCUUGGGCGAAACAUUGUUUGUACUUGGCGAGUGGUAAUGGUGUUAUGUAGCGACUGUGAAACAGGAAACAAAAAUGCUUUUGAAAUAUUGAACGAAAAGCUCGAAAAAGGUGUUAUAGAUCCCUACCUUGAGUUUUUAAGCAUUUUGCCUGAUUGUCCACAUGUCGGUAAAAGCAUGAAGGCGGCUUUUUCAAAUUGGUGGCUAAAAUGCAAAGAUGAGAGAAUCAACUUGGGUCUUCUAAGAACUGUGAGAAAUCGCUCUGACAAAGCCACAAAGGAUUGUUUCAGAAAACUUAUACCAAAAAACGAUCAUGUGAAAAAUAAGGACCGACAGGACCCUUCCUCCGUCCUCACUUUAAGUGCUGAGAACUUGACCGACGCAUUGAAAGACAUUGGAUAUGUAUGCCACACUAUUGUACCCGAACUGGACAAAUACUCGGCUGACAAUCAACGUGGCAUGUAUCCAUGUCCAAUCAGUAUUGCCGUACCAUCAUAUGGGUGGAUUGCCUUUCUUUCGUUCGAUGCAAAGAAUGGUAGUUCUACCCUGUUCAAAGCUCGUCUUCACAGUCCCGUCAACAAAAUCACUGUUCUCAGCAAAAACCUCAAGGUUAAACAGAUCCAUUGCUCUGACGGUAUAAUAUACCUAACCUCCGACAAAGGACCUAUCAGGGCCAUUGAAUUCUCUGAAGGAACAAUCAAUAUGAUUUCAAAGGAAAAGAAAAGAAAAGAUGACCUUGUCAACUUGGCAAGAAAACUUAAAGUGUCACCGGUGGGGACUGUUGCUGAAAUUUCGUUGAGACUGAAGAAGUAUAUCGAAUCAGUCAAAAAUCAAUAUCAAGGAAAAAGUGCCAGAAGUGACGAGAUUAACUUCUGGGACAAGGAAAUACAACCCAGCUUUGAGGCCAUGGUUUGUGUGGCCAGUGAUUUGAUCUACGCAGCUGAAGUUACAAACAAAUCAAUCGUUUCCAUCGAAGUCGAAAGGGACGGAGUUGGUCUCAAGGGGAAUAAUCUCCAAAUAAUUUUUUCUUACGGAAACACAUGGGGAAAGGUUUACAGUAUGUGCCUCAGUAACAGAAAUCUGUUUGUAUCCCAUGUCCAGGGAAUAAGUAUUAUCAACAUGGAAACCAGUGAGUGUCAGUUAGCCGUGAAGCUUGACGAUGAACCCUGUGUUCUUACAAGGUUUAGCACAGACGUCCUAUUCACCAACCAGAAGAAGUCUUCAAUAUGGCAACUCAGUGGCAAUGGAAAAGAGUUACGUUUGUUUGCUGGCUCUGACAAAGAAGACGGAAAUAUAGAUGGGCCUAUCAAAGAAUGUCGCUUUAAACAACCAGUAGGCAUUUGUACAGAGUUCGAUGGUGUUGUGUAUGUUUGUGACGCACAAACGAACUCAAUAAAGAUCUGCACCAAAUUAAAAGAGUGUGCCCACUUUCUUAGUGCAAUUGGCUGUUUGUAUGAAGCUUUCUCUGUGCAUCAGAAAGGUGCACAGUAUACUGUUAAGACAGGAGAGGAAGCUAUUGGUCUUGUUAGGAAAUGUAGAAGGAUGCUUGACGAGAAUACCUAUGAUAUUCAAGAAACCACUGGCAUUACAAGAAGUCUCAAUGGACCUCAAGGCCAUGUGUCGGCCAGGACAGUAGCGUCGGUUUCCAUGAUAGAAAAAGGGCUCCAGAGAUUGUACACUAACCUUGAAAAUUUUGAUUACGAGAAUACACUAAAUCUUUUGAGCUGUAUGACACUAGAUGUGGAGAACUGUCACGCCACCGUACAUGUAAAGCAAGCAAACAUGUCAAUGGUAGAAUACUGCAGGUCAUUUGGCUUGGCAAUGAAGGAGGCAGUGAAACGGGUGACCUCUUGGGCUGCAUACUACCACACAAGCAGGCAAUCUUGGUACCCAAAACCAGAGGGUUCUUUGCAACUAUCGCAGGUUCCUAUCAUGAAACCUCUACCUAGUGUCAGUAUGAGCUCAGCCGACUGCAACGCACUAAGGGACUGGGAAUCCUCCUAUGGAGCUGCCGUAAGACAGGUUUUGUUCCUUCCCUUAUCUAAGGGCGGUUUAAAUUUUCCUUGUUUUCGGACUGUCAUUAACUGUCAACAGACGCCUCUGUUGGAUAGGGAGACUUUUAAGUAAUCCACAUGACACUUGGACAGCAAUUCCCAACUUUCACUUUGAAAAACAUGGUGGACUCUUGUUUCUACUUAAUUGCAAUUACAGUGUCGAAAAAUUAGAUAAGAAAAUUCCCUUAUUUUAUAGGGAACUACUUGAAUACUUUCAAGAAUUGCGUAGCAACUGCGAAGAUCCACUACAGCGCGAAUUUAUAUUAUGGAAUAAUAAAGAUAUCAACGUUGAAAACAAAUCGGUGUUUUGGAAGUCUUGGCGUGAUAAAAAUGUCUUGUUUGUGCAAGAUCUGCUGAACAAUCAAGGUAAUUAUCUAUCCCCACAAGAAUUUAGUAAUAAAUAUAACAUCAAGGUUAAUUUUCUGCAAUACUACCAAAUCAUUACAGCCAUUCCAGCGUCUCUCAAAAGUUACGCCUUCACUCAUUUAGAUCUUGGAAAACUGAACUCGAUUUCUGAAAAUGUCGACUUCCAGAUAUCUAAAGAUGUUAGUUUAAACUUAAAGAAAACUUCGUGCAAGCAGUUUUACAAAUUGUUUACAGAGAACAUUAGUAUUGAACCUACUGCGGUUACAACAUGGCGAAAACAUUGUACUGUGGUCGCUGACAAGUGGGAGCAAUGCAUUGAAAACAAUUAUAAAACCACUCGAGAUAAUAAGCUAAGACAAUUUUAUUUUAAAUUGCUACACAGAAUACUAGUUACUAAUAAGGAACUGACACGCUUUGGGAUAACUGAUUGUACUAUGUGUGUUAUGUGUGGCGAAAACGAUUCUAUAGAACAUACUUUCUUUGAAUGUCGCUCUUUUCUGAAAUUAUGUGACGAAUCCCUUCAGUGGUUCAAUAUAUCUCACAAAACCAAUAUUAAACUCACGCUGCUUCAAGUUUUUCUCAAUUUACCAACCCCAGCUUUCAAUCUUUCCAAUAAACAAACCAAGGAUUUGUGUCUUCUUCUGUUAUAUGUAAAGCAGUACCACUAUGGAUGUAAAUCAAUGCAAAAGAAAACAGACACCUCUGAAUUUAUAUCUAAAUUUAUUAUGCAGCUUGAAAUAGAAGUUUGACAUGAUAGUGCCACCCUCCUCUCAGCUUUAAUAUGUGUAAUCGAUAGAAGUAUUUUAAUGGCCAAUACAGGAACAUUUAUCUAAGUGCACAAUUGUAAGUAUUGUAACGUACUUUUGUUUAAUAAAUAAAUAAAUAAAUAAAAAAGCAUGGCACGCUCCCUGAGUUUAUGUACCAAAGACAAUGUAACAUCUCAGAGAAUCCUGUAUCUACUGCCUUUGAUGAACGCGUUAACAGGGUAGAAGAUGCCAACGAAAAUAAUUCGGAAGAAGACGAGAGUGACGCCGAGUUUGAUGAAAGCAGCGAUGAAGAUGUUGAAGAUCAUGGUCGGGAAGAAUCGCUUCUUCAAGGAGAGAUCGGAAGCUCGGCCACGUUUCUCCUGGGAGCCAAGACUCGAUUCGGGAGAGUUGUUAGAUUUAACAAUCGUCUGCUCUACUGA
Molecule: messenger RNA, 3816 nt
Organism: Porites lobata
Lineage: Eukaryota; Metazoa; Cnidaria; Anthozoa; Scleractinia; Poritidae
Source: the annotation of a GenBank genome assembly